GCUCAACUAAUUUUCAUUCGUGUAUGCUCAUCACAUCAGUAAAAAUACAUAUAUAUCUACAAUGAAAUCGCCGUGCGCGGCCGUAGACUCAUUGGAAAUCGUCAUCUAUGUAUAUAUAUCUACAAUGAAAUCACCUGUGACUGGAAUCACACGCCAAUUGUAGGAAUUUGGCAGUCUGUCGCUUGUCGAUUGUCGUUGAAGGCUACUCGUGACUCGUUCGAGGUUGAACUCGACGGAAAUAACGGGAUUGACAGAGAUAUGUCAAAAUUCACAGAGGAUUAUAUUUGACAGGAAUAUGCCAAGUUCGUACCAAAAACAUUUUGACACAAGCUAUUUGACACUAAAUCAAUCAUCAACCCUUACCAAAUCCGUGUCAAUUCCGUAUUUUUUGUUGUGUAUAUUUUUAUGGAAUAUAACAAAGUAAGACAAUAAAUUAAUCACUUGUCCUAUAGAAGACAAUAAAUUAAUCACUUGUCCUUGUCGUCGUUGUUGUGACAUCUUUUUACGCUACUCGUAAACUCCUUGGCUUUCUUCACGUUCGAUUCUUCUUCCUCCAUUGUUGCUUGGUGUUUGAGCUUGGAUAUUAGUUUGUUUACACUCCUAUCUCCCUUAGGGUGUAAAAACUCUAAUUUUUGAGCUCUUAUUUGGCUACUUUGGAGCUCUUUCCCGUUUCAGAAACUCGGGUUACUAUUCAUGUCCUGAAGGUCAACGCCUGGAUCUUCUUCCCCUAUGGUUGGAAUCUGAUUUUGAACUUCAAUUGUCCCUCUCCUGACCCUGAGAAUCAAGGAAUACCCGAUUUCAUCAUCAUCAAGCACAUUUGGUUUUUGGCCGUACUCUUCUUCUCUACUCGAUUCGCUAAGUGAAUAGCUCUUAGCUCACCUUUGUUAAGGAAUCAAGCUCCAUGUGUGUGGGGGUGGCUUAUUCCUAGCUUCCCCUACCUUUCUCCUUCAGUAUGCCGAGAGGGGGUAAGGCCAAGAAGAAGACUACCCCUGUUCCUACUAAGUCCUCUUCGAGGCUCAAAGCUAUAGCCCAAGCUAAGAAGGUGGGUGAUGCUGCUUUGGACGAGGUCAUUCAUAGUGAGGAAGACUCUAGCCGUGGAGAUGCCACCUACCAACCUACCAAUGAUAUCUCCUCCUCCUCGAAUGAACCAAUGGAGAACAAAGGGGAGCAUAACGAGCAUACGGGUGUUCAUCUUUUGGUGUCGGCGUUUUUGCGGAAAAUGGUCCAUUUAGGCCCGGGAAAGAUGGCAACUUGACAAAGAAUGAUUUUUCUUGGAAUUUAGCGUCCAAUAUGCUCUACGUAGACUCUCCCAUUGGGACCUCAUUUUCCUACUCCAAUUCAACUUCAGACUAUAAACACUGGACUGAUACCAACACAGCAAAUGAAAAUAUGAAAUUCCUUCUUAAGUGGUUUGAGAAAUUCCCUGAAUACAGCAAUCUAGAUUUCUAUAUUGCGGGUGAUAGCUAUGGAGGUCACCUAGUCCCUCAACUCGCUACAAAAGUACUCGAGUACAACACAAAACCACAUGUGAGACCGAUCAAACUCAAAGCCAUUGCAAUUGGAAACCCAUUUCUUGACAUCCGGAUAAGUCUAAGUGGGGUUGAAAACAUGUGGCAUCGGGGGAUGAUUUCGGAGGAGAUGGUGAGCAUGCAGAAGAGUGUUUGUAGCAUGGCAAGGUACUAUACUGAGUACGCGAGUGGGAAGAGGACUAAAGCCUGCCAUGAUAUGAUGCUCAAGUUAUUACAGGAAAAUGGGGAUGAGCUUGACGUUGACGAUAUGCUCAUGCCAAUAUGUCUCACCACUGAUGAUAAUUCUUCUUCCUCACCUCAACAUUAUUAUG
Messenger RNA from Cuscuta epithymum, 1840 nucleotides. The record is from the annotation of a GenBank genome assembly. Lineage: Eukaryota; Viridiplantae; Streptophyta; Magnoliopsida; Solanales; Convolvulaceae.